Molecule: messenger RNA, 408 nt
Organism: Capronia coronata CBS 617.96
Lineage: Eukaryota; Fungi; Ascomycota; Eurotiomycetes; Chaetothyriales; Herpotrichiellaceae
Exons: 1
Coding region: 1-408 (135 amino acids)
Source: RefSeq, a predicted model, not a curated record
AUGCAGACUGCCACGGCCGUCGCUCAAAUGCGCCAGGAACGUGACAAGUUCCGCUGCGCAUUCCUUGAGAACUGGAACGCCCAGGAUGUCGAUGUGGUUAUCGGCCCGUGUUUCGUCGGGCCCGCAUGCGCUCACGAAAGCGCUUUCUACUGGACCUACACUUCCCUCUGGAACUUCGUUGAUUACCCCGGCGUAGUGUUCCCGACCCCCAUCAAAGCCGAGGUCGGUGAAAAGUACGCCGCUGACUACACGCCUCUGAGCGACGAUUGUAAACACGUCAAGCAGCUUUGGGACAAGGGCAAUUUCGAAGGCGCGCCCAUCACCCUGCAGUUGAAUGCCCGUAAGUAUCACGACAAUCAGCUUUUAGGCGCAUUGGCAUUGGUGAAGGAUGUUCUGGGCCUCCCGUAG